AAAAGGCUAUCUGCUGAUGAGACAACUUACUCCUGACACAUGAAAAUGAACUAGAAGGACACGAGAUGGUGCAUUUAUUUGCAUACACAUCGCCUUUCCCAUGACAUCAACGGGAUAGCGAAGUGGCUUGUAGAUAUGGGCAUCCUAAGAAUGAUAGCUAGCAGCAUGGGUAGGAUCAGCACUUUCAGGUCCUAUCAGUUAGUCCUGCUCCUUGCCGCAGCCCUAGCAGUUGUAGCUUUUUACUACUUUGGUUCAGAGAGGCAGAAUUUCUCCAGCACUACCAAGCGUAUCAAGCAGACGCAGGCCAGCCACAACACCAACAGAAAUGAUGCAGACCUGACUGUGGACACCAAGCUGCAGCACCUGGAUGGAUCUGAGGAAGACGGAGGGGAAGAGAGAGAUGUAGGAGAUGAUAGUGAGGAUCGGCGAUUCCGGGGAGGGGACGGCGAGGCUGUGGGCGACAAACACUACCACGCACUCAUGAUGUUCACCAAGGUAGACAAGAGUCGCAGCCUUCAGGAGAAAUUCAGAGUGGCCAUGUUAUCCAUGGUUAAACACAGCCACUUCCUGGAAGAAGAGGUGCUUGUUCUUCAUUUUGUGAGCGACCAGGCCAGCCAGGAAUUGGGAGAGAGGAUGCUCAUGGAAUUUCUCCUGGAUGCAACAUUUAAGUAUGAGGUGGUGUUCCACGAUGUGGUGUCCCUCACACAGAAGCUGUUCCCUAUUGUGGAAGCCAUGCAGAAGCACUUCAGCGCUGGCUCUGGGGCUUACUACAGCGAUGCUAUAUUCUUCCUGUCCGUAGCCAUGCACCACAUCAUGCCUCCAAGUCUGACUCGCAUAGUGCAGCUGGACCUGGACCUCAAAUACAGAACCAACAUCAGGGACCUCUUCCAAGAGUUUGAUCGCUUCCCUCCUGGAGCAGUCAUAGGCAUCACCAGAGAGAUGCAGCCCGUCUACAGACACACCUUCUGGCAGUAUCGUAAGGAGAACGCGCAGACCAGGGUAGGGGAACCUCCUCCUGAUGGGCUUCCAGGCUUCAACAGUGGAGUGAUGUUAUUGAACCUGGGGACCAUGAGGACCUCGGCCCUGUACAACCAGCUGUUGGAGCCCAGCAAUGUGGCCAAACUAGCCGACCAGUACCGCUUCAGGGGCCACCUCGGGGACCAGGACUUUUUCACCAUGAUCGGCAUGGAGCACCCUGAGCUAUUCCACGUCUUGGCCUGUGGCUGGAACCGCCAGCUGUGCACCUGGUGGAGGGAUCACGGAUAUGGAGAUGUAUUUCAGUUGUACUAUCGCUGUGAUGGACCUAUCUAUAUCUAUCAUGGGAACUGCAACACGCCCAUACCAGACGAUUGACGUAUGGACCACACUAAUGUUGGACCUGAGAAUUAGUUCAUGAACGACUGUGGUAUACCUGGACUGAAUGUACACCGAAUUUUUUGAGGUUGUUGAAAGGGAAGCUUGUGACUUUUUUUUAGUAGUUGUCUUGCUUGAUUCCUCACUGAUCACUACUCUUCCCCCUGCUGGUCAGGGGUGCUGCUGACGCUCUUUACUGAAACCAACCAUAAGACACUUGUUAGACAUACAGUGGCAAGUGCAGACAGUACAGGGCUCAGUAAUGGCUUCCAAAGCCACUGUAUAAGAGGAAUGUGGCUCACACACGUCACAUAUGGUUUAUAUGUCAUGUUAAAUUAGCUGUUUGCCUCAUGUCUCUUUACAUUCUACUUUAAUAUACGACCAAUUUAACAAGAGGCCAAAAGAUGCUUGCACUACCAAAUAGUGCAACUACUUUAGCUAAUAAUUCCUUCAAAAAAUACGUUGCUGACAACAGUCAAAAUAUAAUCUGCGACUAAUAUGGCGUUACUAAGUGUGUGUAUUAGCUACUAUAAACAUGCUCAUCACUUGUUCAGUUUUGUUUAUUUUUUAUAAAAAAGAAAUCUCUCUCCAAUUCCCUCUCUUCUUGCCACGUCCUCUUGCUGUCUGUCAGUGGCCCAGGGCCCCCCUGCAUUGUCCUCAUUCACCACCAGGUAAGGGCCAAUCUGUUACCAUUCACCUUUCUAAUGGUUUGCAGAAGAGGGGGGCUUUUGUUGACCACCUGGAUUCCAGUCAGCUACGCCACGUGGGGCAAGUGGCACAACACACUGGCACGGUUUCAUUUAAACCUAUUUUUUUUUUAUAGGUAGGAGGAGAGAAAAGAAAAUAAGGAGGAGGUGGACGAGGGGUUGGAGAGGGAAGGGUUAGCAAUGAUGGCACUGAUAGCUGUUGUUCAUUCCCUGCACUUACAGGUCAGCUGAGGCCAAACGGACACACAAAAGCCCAAGCACACGUUUUGGGAAGUGACACGGCCAAGAGUGUGACUGCAAAUAUUGACCCACUUUUGUGUUUUCUUGCUGUGUUCAUUGAACUGGCACUCCGUUUCACCGAACCGUCAGCACUCAGUUACCGGUUUACCAGUUAGCAACUGGGGAAAUUGUCUGAUAUGAGGCACAUGUAUGCACACACAUAACACACAGUGAGAAUAAAAUACCUGAAUGCGUUGCACUAUCAAAGGAGUCUAGAAGAGGCACUGAAGACCACUCGGAUAUUUCAAAUCACUAAACCUUCCAUUCACUCUUACUGAGUCUAUUAAUCAAACAUAGUUUAGUUCAAAUAUGAGAAAUCCAUUAAAUAAUAAUAUAUUCCAUCAAUAUUAGCCAAUAGCAUAGAGGUUAGAGACGCAGAUUUGUGUUCAGGAACUUUUUUGUUGGACUGGAAAUUAUUGGAGAUAAAAGUGAACAAGCAAUACUUCUACCUCAGUAGUUUAAAACUUAUUUGUUCCCGAAGAGUUACAUGGCAGCAAACCAGUUGAAGGUGUCUUUUCUGGUCAGUGACUGUGUGUGUGUGUGUGUGUGUGUGUGUGUGUGUGUGUGUGUGUGUGUGUGUGUGUGUGUGUGUGUGUGUGUGUGUGUGUGAGAGAGAGAGAGAGAAAA
Molecule: messenger RNA, 2966 nt
Organism: Myripristis murdjan (pinecone soldierfish)
Lineage: Eukaryota; Metazoa; Chordata; Actinopteri; Holocentriformes; Holocentridae
Gene: xxylt1
Product: xyloside xylosyltransferase 1
Exons: 4
Coding region: 136-1353 (405 amino acids)
Biological process (GO): protein O-linked glycosylation via N-acetylgalactosamine
Cellular component (GO): endoplasmic reticulum membrane
Molecular function (GO): xylosyl alpha-1,3-xylosyltransferase activity
Source: RefSeq, a predicted model, not a curated record